Molecule: messenger RNA, 2315 nt
Organism: Tripterygium wilfordii
Lineage: Eukaryota; Viridiplantae; Streptophyta; Magnoliopsida; Celastrales; Celastraceae
Product: sodium/proton antiporter 1
Exons: 10
Coding region: 130-1878 (582 amino acids)
Biological process (GO): sodium ion transport; transmembrane transport
Cellular component (GO): membrane
Molecular function (GO): antiporter activity
Source: RefSeq, a predicted model, not a curated record
UGUCAGAAAAAAAGUUUGUCCAUUUUCCGUGAAUGAUGCCAUCCAUAAUCACUUCAGGCUGAAAAUUGAUUCUUCUCCUUUCUCCUCCCUUCCACUGUAAAUUGAUUCUUCAAAACCCUUCUUCCUCCCAUGGCAGCUCUUUCAAUUGGGACCCGCCUCUCCACUUCUCAUUCAAUCAAGAAACGACCAAAAGUCGCUCCAUUUCCGACUUCUUUACUUUCACUCUCUUCCCAACAACCUUGUUUUGGCUCUUCUCUUUGUAGAAUUAAGAAUCCCAAAUUGCUUGGUAAUGGGGUUAUCGCUAGAGCUGAAGAUAAAGCUAGAGAUUCAUCUUCUUCUUCUUCUGAUGUCCCGCCCCAGUCCCAGUCCAACUCAGAGAAGCAGCUCCAGGAGCUACCACCAGCAAAAACAUGUGACCCUCUAUGUUCUCUCGACGAAACAAGCUCACAAGAUUUUGAAGCCACUUACCAGCCAAAGACUGAUUUUUUGAAAGCCCUUGCAAUUUUAGCUGCAGCAGGAACAGGGACAGUGGCAAUCAACCAUUCCUGGGUUGCGGCAAACCAGGAUGUUGCCAUGGCAUUGCUAUUUGGAAUAGGGUAUGCUGGAAUUAUCUUUGAAGAGUCUCUUGCCUUCAAUAAAAGUGGAGUGGGAUUGCUAAUGGCUGUGAGCUUGUGGGUAGUACGAAGCAUUGGGGCUCCUUCUACAGAUAUAGCUGUUUCAGAGCUGUCACAUGCUUCUUCAGAAGUCAGUGAAAUAGUGUUUUUCUUGCUUGGUGCCAUGACCAUUGUAGAGAUAAUUGAUGCUCAUCAAGGAUUUAAGCUGGUUACCGACAAUAUAACCACUCGAAAUCCUCGGACUCUGCUUUGGGUGGUUGGCUUUGUCACCUUUUUCCUUAGUUCAAUCCUCGAUAACUUGACAUCUACAAUAGUCAUGGUUUCUUUAUUAAGGAAACUAGUGCCUCCCUCAGAAUACCGCAAGCUUCUAGGUGCUGUCAUUGUGAUAGCAGCAAAUGCUGGAGGGGCAUGGACUCCUAUUGGUGAUGUUACCACUACCAUGUUAUGGAUACAUGGUCAGAUAUCCACAUUGCCGACAAUGAAGGGCUUGUUUAUACCUUCCGCUAUUUCCCUUGCUGUUCCACUGGCUCUCAUGUCCCUGACCAGUGAAGUUAAUGGAAAAGGACAGCAGUCUGCCAAUGUUUUGUCAUCUGAACAGAUGGCUCCCCGAGGACAGCUUGUUUUUGCUGUGGGUAUUGGAGCCUUGAUUUUUGUUCCCGUGUUCAAAGCCUUAACAGGAUUGCCUCCUUACUUGGGUAUGCUUCUUGGGCUUGGAGUUCUUUGGGUUUUAACUGAUGCCAUUCAUUAUGGUGAAUCUGAAAGGCAGAAGUUAAAAGUACCCCAGGCUUUAUCACGGAUUGACACUCAGGGGGCACUUUUCUUCCUUGGAAUCCUUCUGUCUGUCGGCAGCCUAGAGGCAGCAGGGAUUUUGCGGGAAUUGGCAAAUUAUCUUGACGCUCAUAUACCUAAUGCUGAACUAAUUGCAAGUGCAAUAGGGGUUGUCUCAGCCAUUAUAGACAAUGUUCCUUUAGUUGCAGCAACAAUGGGAAUGUAUGAUCUCACAUCUUUCCCUCAAGAUUCCAACUUUUGGCAACUGGUUGCAUUUUGCGCUGGUACUGGUGGGUCAAUGCUGGUUAUCGGCUCAGCAGCAGGAGUUGCGUUUAUGGGAAUGGAAAAGGUGGACUUCUUUUGGUAUUUGCGGAAGGUCAGCGGUUUUGCAUUUGCAGGCUAUGCUGCUGGUAUUGCUGCCUAUUUAGCAGUUCAUAACCUCCAAAUCUCAUUACCCACAACAGUCGCGCAGGUUCCUUUCCUUUCCGGGUCAUAAUCAUUUAGAGCUCCAGUUGUGACGAUUUAGGGCAACAAAGACUGGAACUAUUUCUAGCGACUGAAAAUGCGGUACAUCUUUCUAUGUGGCUAUUUGCAUAAGAUUGAGCUUGGUGAAGAAUGUGGAGAACAAAAACAGCGGUCGCAUACUCUUGAGACAUUGAGGUUAUGUGAACAGAUGUUAGUAUAGCUACAUUGUAAAAUGUAAUCUUUUGCCAUUUUUGGCAUUAGGUGUUGAACUGUUUGAGUAGAGAUUAUUCUUCGCCAUCCACUGUGUCCAACAGAAGAUAGGACUGGCGGAUGACAUUCACGUUGAGAACUUACAUAUUUCUCUGUUUGUUUGGAGGGAAACCAACAAUCUCUCAAGAAAAAAUUUAUCAUGGAAAAAUAACUAAUUUCUAAUGUUGGAUGAAAAAAUGGUUAGUAUUUUUCGUUGUU